This is a messenger RNA of Adineta ricciae, 300 nucleotides long. The record is from the annotation of a GenBank genome assembly. NCBI's taxonomy places the organism in Eukaryota, Metazoa, Rotifera, Eurotatoria, Adinetida, Adinetidae.
AUGCCAACCGACCAAUGGCUUAUCUUCGCGUACAUUAUGAUAAUUUCAUCCGUAAUCUUAUGCGGCAUCCUUCCGAUGAUAUUUCGUCUUUAUAACGCUCGUCGACGUUUUCAUCGCUAUGAACUCGAACGACAAGUGAUCGAAUACUCAUGUCUUCACAAUUUAACAACUUCCGAGUCAAUUUAUAAUGAUUUACAAAUGAAUAUAUCAGAUCUGCCUCAGUUUAUGGAGCUCGAUUUUACAAUGUUUAGUGGCAAAGAACAGUCGGUACCAUACAUUGAUGACAACACAUCUUUGUAA